ACACUACCUCGCUUAACCACAGCAGGAUGGCGCAAUAGGGAGUGCAGGAAUGAUGAACGCUUCAUGUGUUAACCGAGAUUUAGUCUUUCGGACGUUUUCGGCUCAUUCCGCUAUUCUCCGUGCCGCUUUCUCUAGUUCUCACGCAGUCCUGUCCUGCUCCGCGCUGCGCUGAGCUGGAAAAUGGCAGUUCGGCAAGUUGAAAAGAUUCGUGCGGAAUGAAAAGGAAAAAGAAAUCAAUCCUGUACUCUGCUGAGGGAGUAGAUGGGAGUUGAAAACCUGAGUCCGGCCGAGAGUUAUCGCACAUUUAUUUGCACGCGCGAAAGAAAACCGUCAACGCUUUUGCAAUGACUUGCCACGGUCAUCAUGUUACACUGGGAGGAUCACAUCUUGAGAGGGAAUGUUGAGCAACCUGCUAUAAGACGACACCAGCUGAUUUGGCAAAAUAAAUCUGUGAAGGACUUCAUUCUUUAUUUCUUUUCCGGAGCCUGAAUGAGCAUGCUGCAUUUCCUCUGUUCCAUCAUUUGGUUGAACCGUGGGUUCAAGUUGAGAAAAGUGGUCAGGUCUAAGCCGUUGCUACCGCGCAUGCCUGUUUAUGAGCUCCGGUCAGAAGUGCUUAGCUUUUAACCAAACGUCCCACGGUACAACAUCAUUCGCACCCUCGCAAAGUUUCAUCCCCAGUCCGACGCUCUUCUGCCUGGGGUGACUGUCAGUUCAUACUCUGAAAAUGGCUGCCGAUGGCUUCCAGUACAGAUCUCUGUACUCCUACUCUAAGGACUGGGAGGAUGACAUUGACCUUGAGCCUGGUGAUGUCCUGACGGUCGACAAAGCGUCUCUGCUGUCACUGGGCAUCAAAGAGGGAGAGGAGGAGCACCCAGAAUGCAUCGACUGGAUCUUGGGCUUUAACGAGCGAACCAAACAGAGGGGAGACUUUCCAGGGACGUACGUGCAGUAUGUGGGACCUGUGCAAAUGUCAGUGCCGUCCUGCCAGCCUCGUUCUCAGAGACCGCUUCCUGCUGUUCCCAGACCUGAGCCAACAGCCUCCUCGCAGGUUGCUCCAGUGCUGGACUUGACCAAACAAUUCACACACCCGGAAACUGCUCCUCCUAAUCUUAUUAAGUUGGUCGAAGCAAUUGAGCGGACAGGUCUGGACUCUAGGACACUUUACAGGACAUCCACUGCUUCCGCUUCUGACAGACAGAGCCUCGCUGAGCUGCAGGAGUUGGACGUGGGACAGUGGGACAUUCAUGCCCUCUCGGAGGCUCUCAUUCGGUACCUGCAGGAACUUCCUGCCCCCAUCAUCCCUCCCUCUGUUUAUACAGACCUUCAGGCAGCAGUGAAGCUAGAAUCGGACGUCCCGUCCGAGAGGAGACGCGAGCAGCUGCUGCAGGGGCUGGAAAAGCCUGAAGUUCCACUGCAGAACCUCCUGACGCUGCAUUAUUUGCUCAGACACCUGGAGAAGGUCUGCCAGCGCGCCGAGCAGAACGGCCUCGACAUUCACACCCUCGGUCAAAUCUUUGGCCCUCUGCUGAUCAGGAGCCCUGUGAGCGGGUCAGAGGAAGAUGAGGGGUUUCCUGCGGUUGCAGUUGAGAGACUUCUUUUGGAGAGAAUUUGGGAACAAGAGCCGACUCCUCCCGCUCUCCCUCCUAAACCGCCCAAAGCCAAAGCCAUGGCCUCAUCUGUGACCAAUGGAAACAACAGCUUACUGAGUGAAGCUGAAUGGUACUGGGGAGACAUUUCUAGAGAGGAGGUGAAUGAGAAGAUGAGAGACACUCCUGAUGGUACGUUCCUGGUGCGGGAUGCAUCAAGCAAAGUGCAGGGAGAGUAUACCUUGACCCUCAGGAAAGGAGGCAAUAACAAACUGAUCAAGGUUUUUCACCGCGGGGGGAAGUAUGGCUUCUCAGAGCCUCUUACUUUUCUCUCUGUGGUGGAGCUCAUCAACCACUACCGGCAUGAGUCACUGGCCCAGUACAACGCCAAGCUGGACACUCGCCUGCUCUUCCCCGUGUCUAAAUAUCAGCAGGAUCAGGUAGUGAAAGAGGACAGUAUCGAGGCGGUAGGAGAGCAGCUGAAGGUUUAUCACGAGCAGUAUCAGGAGAAGAAUCGUGAAUAUGAUGUACUGUAUGAAGAAUACACACGCACAUCACAAGAGCUCCAGAUGAAACGAACCGCCAUAGAGGCCUUUAAUGAGACCAUCAAGAUCUUUGAGGAGCAGUGCGAGACCCAGGAGCGCCUCAGCAGAGAAAGCAUUGAGAAGUUUCGCAGAGAAGGCAACGACAAGGAGAUUGAGAGAAUUCAGAGCAACUCUGAGAAGCUGAAAUCCAGAGUGACAGAGAUUCAUGACAGCAAGAGGAAGUUGGAACUGGACUUGAAGCGACAAGCUACAGACAAUCGAGAGAUAGACAAGAGGAUGAACAGCUUGAAACCAGACCUCAUACAGCUGAGGAAGCUACGGGACCAAUAUCUUGUAUGGUUGACUCAGAAAGGCACCAAACAAAGGAAGAUCAACGACUGGCUGGGUAUAAAGAACGAAUCAGAGGACUUCUAUUCUCUGUUGGAUGACGAUGACGAUCAAGCACAUCACGAUGAGUGCGCCUGGUACGUUGGGGACAUCAAGCGCACACAGGCGGAGGAUCUCCUGAGAGGCAAACGAGAUGGCACCUUCCUCAUCAGAGAGAGCCAGACCCAGAAGGGCUCCUUCGCCUGCUCUGUAGUGUGA
Molecule: messenger RNA, 2716 nt
Organism: Sinocyclocheilus rhinocerous
Lineage: Eukaryota; Metazoa; Chordata; Actinopteri; Cypriniformes; Cyprinidae
Product: phosphatidylinositol 3-kinase regulatory subunit beta-like
Exons: 15
Coding region: 725-2716 (663 amino acids)
Biological process (GO): signal transduction; phosphatidylinositol phosphate biosynthetic process
Cellular component (GO): phosphatidylinositol 3-kinase complex
Molecular function (GO): protein binding; 1-phosphatidylinositol-3-kinase regulator activity
Source: RefSeq, a predicted model, not a curated record